Molecule: messenger RNA, 1605 nt
Organism: Trichoderma harzianum CBS 226.95
Lineage: Eukaryota; Fungi; Ascomycota; Sordariomycetes; Hypocreales; Hypocreaceae
Exons: 5
Coding region: 1-1539 (512 amino acids)
Biological process (GO): transmembrane transport
Cellular component (GO): membrane
Molecular function (GO): transmembrane transporter activity
Source: RefSeq, a predicted model, not a curated record
AUGGAAGAAAGAGAGGCAAGCGAGUCUACACGCUUGCUGCCUUCCCAAGAUGGCCAUGAUUCAGCGCUGCAAACCUCGCUCUCGAUCAUCCCAAAUUCACGCCGCACAAUCCUCGUUGUGGCUGCAAUACAAAUUGUUCUGAAUAUUGGAAGCUAUGUUAGUUUUGCAGCCCAACUGGCCAUAUUGCAGGAUAUUGUCUGUAAAAGUCACUACCAAGAAGGAGAAUCUCUAUACAUGGACAACGAUCGAUGCAAUGUGGAUGCUGUGCAGAGCGAAGUCGCUUUCAUUAACGGUUGGAAAGAUGUGUUUGAGAUGCUGCCAGCCAUUAUUCUUGCAGUUCCAUAUGGAGCUUUGGCAGAUCGCAUCGGGCGCAAAAGGGUCUUUCUUCUCACCAUUGUAGGCAUAGGUAUGAAUGACCUGUGGAUGCGAAUGGUCUUGUGGUUUUCCAACGUUUUCCCCAUUCGAGCGGUUUGGUUCGGCGGCUUGUGGCAAAUCAUAGGAGCUGGCGCUGCAUCUCUGUCAUCUAUCUCGCAUGUCAUGGUUGCCGAUGUUUGCCCAAGCGAUCAAAGAACGACAGCCUUCUCGCAGCUUCAAUCGGCCAUUAUGAUUGCUCAAUUUAUCUUUGUCCCCGUGGGAGGCACAUUGGUAUCCAUCGACCCUUGGAUUCCUAUGAUGAUCUCCUCCGUGGCGACUGCUCUGGCUUUCCUUGGAGCGCUGAUCUUUCUCCCAGAGACACUGCCGUUGGCAGAACGAGACUCUAGCAGUACUAAUGUUAUUGACAACCACCAUGGCGAUCAAAUAUCACCCACAGGCACCAAACAUGGCUUUCAAAUUCGGCGGACGAAUUUGGUAGCAGGCUCCGCCGCGAUGAUGAAAUGGGUCAAGCAAAACUCGCGACUUGUUGUCGUGAUUGUAUGCUUCUUCCCAUGGAGCAUCGGGCAGCAGGCAAGCGGGACUCUUCUUUUGCAAUACGCAUCAAAGCGCUUAAAUUGGUCUUUGGGCAAGGCUUCGUAUCUCGUGUCCCUUGGGGCGGGGAUUAACUUAGUUGUGCAUGCGGUCGGCAUUCCUGCUCUAUCUACUGUCUUGUUAUGGCGUCUCAAGCUGCACGAAAUCGCCAAAGACAAGCGCAUUGCCCAGAUCAGCGGGUUUUUCCUAGUUCUUGGGACAAGUAUCAUCUUCACUGCGGGAUCUUGGACUAUUCUUGUCCUUGGCCAAGUAGUGUAUAGUAUGGGACUGGCAUUCAGCGUCCCUGCGCGAAGCAUAGUAACAAGCAUGGUCGAAAAAAGGCAUCUCGCAGCACUUUAUACGACAAUCUCGGUGCUGCUAUAUGGUGGUAUGCUCACUGGUGGGCCAUUGUUUGCGGGGGCGUUUGGCUGGGGGCUCCGUCUAGGUGGGCUGUGGGUUGGGAUGCCAUAUUUGAUAUCCUGUGGCUGCUUUGCUUUAGCAUUACUGGCAGUUUCAACAGCGCCGGCGGUGGGUAAAAUGCCACGUGCGGUGGAUAACGAAGAUGGAGACGGCGUGGAUUCAAGCGGCCCGUAGUCAUGACAAGCGCAGAUCUUGACGGCUUUAUGAUAUAUAUAGGAAAUCUUGCUUAUAGAAUACCAG